AUGCCCACUUACGAGUUACUGUACUAUGAUGCUUACGGAAGAGCGGAGCCCAUCCGCCAGGCCUUCAACUAUGCCGGAAUUGCUUUUAAGGACACCAGAAUUCCGCUCAACGAAUGGCCCAAGUGGAAGGGUGACACGACAAGUGAGUUUUUGCUGUUUUUGUUUGUAAUGGGGACUGCUGAAGUAGUGGAGUAAGAAAUCGCAAAGUAAACUUCAUCUUCUGCGCACAGACAACCCUACAACAGAGUCUGUCUGUAGCAAACAGCCUUUAAGGUACUAAGAGUCAAUUUUCGACCAAAAUGAACCUCCAUACUAGUCCGCUAGCCGCCGCAGAACGAUGAUGGGCGAUUCCAAGGCGCGACGAAUCCAUAUUAUUUUCCAGAUCGACUAACAGUCCGUUCGGAAAGUCGGUGGAGCUAGGUAGUUUGGCGACAUGCAGUGAGAAAGCGUCGAAAAUCCCUACAACCCAGUAACUGACCAAGCCGAGAGUUCAACAGUCAAGUGAUUUAUUCUGUUGAAAUGAGGCCUUUUAUAGGGAAACCCCACGUAGAAAAGUACAAUCAAAUUUGAAUAAUUGAAGUAGAUUCUCGUGGGAAAAUCCUCGAAGCUCGGUCGUACCGCCUCACAGAAAACAAGAGCUCUCUUUGCAUUGUGCAAUUUGCGAACGGAGUAGCACAGCAAAACCCUUCCAAAACAAAUAAUUUUUCUUACUCUUUUGUUCUGCAGAGAUUUUACAGUACUAAACAAUUAUGAAAUUUUCACAUUUUAAAAUUCAAUUACUUUAGAAUUCCCCUACGGCCAAAUCCCGGUCCUCCUCAUCGACGGGAAGCCAUUAACCGAAAGCCACACCAUCACCAGAUUUGUGGGCAGACUGGCCAAACUGGACGGCACAACCCCGCUGGAGUCGGCGUUUGUGGAUCAGGCCUAUGAAAUGGCCAGAACCUUCUUCGAGUCCGUGGGCCCGUAUUACAAGCUGCUUCUUGGGCAGGCCGAGGGAAACAAGGUGGGGUUUUGGGAGCGAUUGCUGCUAGAAAGAAUCUUUAAAUGGUCAGAAAUAAAAGCUCAGGGUUCUCUGAAAUUGGGCUCAAGACGCUUUUCAACGAAGAUAUUUCGUUUUUCAUCUUAAUUCAUAUUUCAGGAGAAACUGAAAGCCGAGUUCUUCGCCCCCAACGCUGAGAAGCAAUUCAAGCCAUUGGAGCGCCUCCUCAAGCCGAGCGGCUUUUUCGGCGAGAACGGUCCCACCUAUGCCGACCUUUAUUGGGCUCAGACCAUCGAAUUCUACAACAGACACGCGCCAGAGAUCAUCAGCAAGUACCCCAAGUUCUUGGAGCAUCUGAAGAGAGUGGAGAGCCUGCCCCAACUCAAAACCUACUUCAAGAACCGACCAGCUGCUGCUUUUUAA
This is a messenger RNA of Bursaphelenchus xylophilus (pine wood nematode), 1402 nucleotides long. The record is from the annotation of a GenBank genome assembly. NCBI's taxonomy places the organism in Eukaryota, Metazoa, Nematoda, Chromadorea, Rhabditida, Aphelenchoididae.